Molecule: messenger RNA, 1812 nt
Organism: Asparagus officinalis (garden asparagus)
Lineage: Eukaryota; Viridiplantae; Streptophyta; Magnoliopsida; Asparagales; Asparagaceae
Product: metal tolerance protein C4-like
Exons: 13
Coding region: 189-1577 (462 amino acids)
Biological process (GO): transmembrane transport; zinc ion transport
Cellular component (GO): membrane
Molecular function (GO): monoatomic cation transmembrane transporter activity
Source: RefSeq, a predicted model, not a curated record
CUCAAGCCAAACAUUGCCUGAGCCAGUUCCAAGUGAGGAAAAGGAAGGGCCACGAAAGGGGAAAAAAAAAAAAAAUCAUUUUCUUCGACUCUAUCUCCUCUCCUCUCCACUCGUACCCAUCCCCUUUGCUGUGAUCGUGACCCGUAAAUGAGAGCUAGGCUGCAAACGCAGCAGCAUCGAACAAUUUAAUGCGUACUACAUUUUCGCGCUGCUUAGGCCGCCGCCUCCUCCUCUUCCAUCACCGUCCAAGAAAACUCCAAGCUCAUAAAUAUCUCGCCCCUCUCUUGCCCCAACCCUCAAUUUAUUCCCAGCUCUUAUCCAACCAGCAACAACCGCGACAACAAAAUGAAAAGGACGAAGGAAACAAGCUCGGCCGCCGCUCCAGGGAUCGCGAGCCCUCGCUCCUGUUCCACGGGAAAUCCUACAGGGGCUUCUCGCCGUCCUCAUCGAGUGGAGCCGAUUCGUCUGCCCAUUUCAUGUCCUUCUCUCGCGAUUACUCUCUUAGAGUUGCCAAGAUUAAGAAGACUGAAUUUGAUGACACCAGUCAACGAGCAGUUUAUACCGCCCUAUGUUGCAACUUUCUGGUAUUCUCUCUUAAGUUUGGGGUCUGGUUUUCAACUUCCAGCCAUGUUAUGUUGGCUGAAGUUGUGCAUUCAGUUGCCGAUUUCGCAAACCAGGCACUUCUUGCGUAUGGUUUGAGUAGCUCAAGGCGUGCUCCUGAUGCUAUGCACCCUUAUGGUUAUUCGAAGGAAAGAUUUGUCUGGUCCUUGAUAUCUGCAGUCGGUAUCUUUUGCCUGGGUUCUGGCGCUACAGUUGUGCAUGGGUUUCAAAACUUGUGGACAUCGCAACCUCCUGAAAAUAUUCACUAUGCUGCUUUAGUGAUUGGCGGAUCAUUCCUAAUUGAAGGAGCUUCACUGCUGGUUGCUGUAAAUGCUGUAAAGAAGGGUGCAGCCGCGGAAGGAAUGACAGUCUGGGACUAUGUUUGGCGUGGUCAUGAUCCAACUUCUGUUGCUGUUAUGACUGAGGAUGGGGCUGCUGUGACAGGUCUUGCUAUCGCUGCAGCAUCAUUGGUUGCUGUUAAUACGACAGGAAAUGCAAUUUAUGACCCCAUUGGUUCCAUCAUAGUUGGUAACCUACUCGGAAUGGUUGCUAUAUUUCUCAUUCAAAGGAACCGGCAUGCUUUGAUUGGUCGAGCAAUUGAUGAUCAUGACAUGGAAAGAGUUCUCAAUUUCUUGAAAUCUGAUCCAGUUGUCGAUGCUUUGUAUGAUUGCAAAAGUGAGGUGAUUGGCCCUGGAUUCUUUAGGUUCAAAGCAGAAAUUGAUUUCAAUGGUGAGGUGUUGGUGCAAAACUAUUUGGAAAGAACCGGGCGUGGAGAAUGGGCCAUGCAGUUCCGAGAAGCUGCAAAAUGUAAGGAUGACUCUGCAUUACUCAAGGCUAUGGCGUGUUAUGGUGAGGACGUUGUUACGGCACUAGGGAGUGAAGUAGAUCGACUCGAAAGGGAGAUCCAACUGAUUGUUCCUGGGAUUAGGCAUGUCGAUAUCGAGGCACACAAUCCUGAAACACUUGCUGUGAAAUAACCAUUCUCUGCUAAUUAAAUGUAUUCGGUGAAACAAAAAAAUGGAGAGGUAUUAUUUUAUUUUAUUGCCAGUUAAAUACAGCAUCUCCAAAAUUUUCCUAUGAGAUGCUUUGCUUCUCUUUUGUUGUGGAGAAGCCAUUCAGUGACCUUGUAACAACGCACAGGCAUAUUGAAUCCAGGAAAUUAUCCUGUUCUUGUUGAUCCUAAAAUAUAAAGGCAACUAACAUUUGAUCGUA